This is a messenger RNA of Stylonychia lemnae, 2697 nucleotides long. NCBI's taxonomy places the organism in Eukaryota, Ciliophora, Spirotrichea, Sporadotrichida, Oxytrichidae. The record is from the annotation of a GenBank genome assembly.
AUGAUCUGUCAACAUUCAGCUUUAAUAAAAUUAGCGACGUCUCGAGAGGAUCUCAACUCAACUUAGAGCUAGGGCACUGAUUCCUCGCCUAGCUCUGCCACCAAUUUAUAACUCAAGCAUGAAAAAUCAAUCGAGUCGAACCAUGAUACUGAUGAGAACUACAUGAACUGCCAAGAGUGUGGAGCUCUCAUUACUAAUUAAGGGGUGAAAGCUGUCAAAGAUGAUAAGUUUUGCUUUUUUGCUGAUAUUUCCCCGUACGAGACACUUAAGAACAAUUUAAGGGACGAAAAUAACUACGAAAUCAUUAGUAAUCUCGAAGCCCAUGAUUAUCUCAGAGUACAUUCAUCAUUCAAAAUCUUAAUUUACUAUUUGUAGGAAAGACCCACGAUAGUUUCCCAAAUUUAUGACAUGGGCAAGAGAUACAAGCAGCGAGACGUCGUAGUUCACUUGGCAGUGGAACUUUUAGACAGAUUUUUCCUUCAAAAAGACUUGAAGUUCGAAUACUCCACGAGAUCUAUUUGCCUAUACACGUUAACUUGCUUCUUAAUAGCAAGCAAGCAUGAUGAAUUAGAUGACAAUAUCCCGCUGAUAAAAGAUUUGACCAGAUACUACUGCAGAGUACUGCCUACAUCAGUAUCAACGCCUACGUUCGACGAGAUUGUAGAGUGUGAGCGCUCGCUAAUGAAUUAUUUCAAAUGGGAUUUGAUGUUUGUGACACCUACUAUAUUAGUGCAUUCUAUGCUUGCGAAUGGAAUCGUUUUUGAUAAUGAAGACAUUGAGAGAGCUUCAUUGAUUGAAGUUGCCAGGAAAGUAAAUGAAAGAGUGAGUUUCACUCUAGAUGUGCUAGUCAAAGAGUUAUGUUUAUUCAGAGAUAAGAAGUCUUCCCAUUUGGCUUCAGUUGUGAUAUAUUUAGCUAGAAAAGAAGAGUUUGCACUCAUGAAAACAAGCCCAGAAUCCUGGACUCAAGAACUUUAGAUUAUUACUAAUUAUAGCGAGCUUGAUUUGAUAGAAAUCAGUGAGAAGCUCAGAUUGAAAUUAUAGUAACAUAGAGAUAAAGCUCAAAAUUCAGCUGCCAUUGACUCUGCUAAGGAUCAUUCCUAAAUAAAUAAGGAAAAUUAAGUCACCGCUCUAAAGCCCACAUUCACAAUUAAGACUCCAAUAAGCCCAGUAAAAUAAGUUGUGUCUACUAAUGUGUCCAAUUCAAAUCUUAAGACAAGCCAAAACUUCUAAAAUUUCAAAAAAUCAGUAUCGCCUACAGGAACUUAAAACAAGCAUGUCCCAGUUCAAUCAACUCAGAAUUAGAAGCGACCUUCUCCAUUUAGAAAUAAGUCAAACAUGCAGAACGAUAAAUUUAACAACACCAGCAGUAGUUAGCAUCCUGCUAGCACUUCUCUUACAACAAGUUCUUAUGCAUAGAAAAUCUCUAGUGGAUAGAAUCCAAGCUAUGACUAUUACCCGCACAAAACUGGCUAGGCUAGUAGUCAUCAUUAUAGUGGUUAAUCUUCAUAGAAUCAAACACUUCAUAAUCCCGCUUUCAUAAGGCCAGCAGGGGCAAGUUACUACCCACCUCAAAGACAAUCAAACUUCCCAACAUAUCAAAAUACAUCAUAAAACAAUGAUUCUUAAGUACAGGGUAGGGAGUCUCAUGGUUCUUUCAUUGGGGAUGUAACUGUCGAUGAAUCAAAUAAAUUCAUCCCAUUGAGAACAAAACAAGCUCAGACUAUGAAAUAGCUCCAGCCUACCAGUACAACUAAUAGUUCUUCAUGCAAUGAGAACAGACUCUUGCACACUGAGAGUCAUGCAGCUGGCAGUAACAUAUCAAGACAAUAUAUUGCAGGUGCCUCAUCAAUUACAAGAGAGUAUGAUAUCAACAAACUUUAAUCUUAGUUGAAUAAGGAAAAUAAGGUAACUGGUGGACAUUCAACAUAUUCUAGAAUGCCUGCUCUAAAUAGAGAAUCAGCUGAUUACAAUAGCUAAGGUAUGCCAAAUAAUGGUGCUAUGCAUACUACUAGAGUCCCACCUUAAAUGAGACCUGGUCUCAGUCAUAAAGGAUAUGAGUAUCUCUAAUCCAGAGAUGGAAGCUAGAAUAGGCUACCUCAAAUAGAAAGUUACAAAGGUUAUCAAUGCAUGCUUACACAAUCUUAAUCAUAAAUUAAGUAUGCACAGCAGUGCACUAACACUUCUAAUACAAAUGAAACAUAGCCAUCUCACACAUAACCUUCAGCUUCUUGCCAUAAUGACCCCUUGUAUAACUCCAAGAGAUCUAAGUCUUGGAAAAGAUCUGAUGAUGAAUUUCAGAGCAGAGCAUUGGCCUAAAGUUAAAACUAAAAUACAGCAAGUUUAAGACCUCCAUUGAGAAAAGAGAAUAGUCAUCAAGCCACGACUGCUAACACAAGUUCUGCAGUUAACACAUCAAGCAGCAACUAUCAUCAUCUCCCUCAUGAGCAUGUGACAAGCAAUAGCAGAACUAGACUUGGAUUGAGUAGAUUCUCAAGCAAUAAUGAUUAUCAUAGCAAUAGAGGCUAUGAUCAUAAGGACUCUAGUCUCUCCAUAAAUCAUUAUGCCAACAACAUUUAUUCAAGGGAUAACCUACACAGUCAGUAAAGAGAAAGCAGCUUGGGCAAGAGUGGCUCUGGCCUUGGAGGUCAUCGUGGCAGUCUCAUGUAGGUAAAUCCAGUUAAUCUUAGGUAAAUAUGA